Oryza sativa Japonica Group (Japanese rice) is the source of this 3429-nucleotide messenger RNA. Lineage: Eukaryota; Viridiplantae; Streptophyta; Magnoliopsida; Poales; Poaceae. The record is from RefSeq and is a predicted model, not a curated record.
UGCAAUUGACAUCUUGAUCGGUUGUCCCUCGAAUGGGGAUUUCGGUAGGAAACAUGCAGCUUUCUUGCUCUCAAUUUCUUCGAAGGUGCAAGUUGCCACUUUUUAUUAGAUGCUAAACACUAAAUAAACUACCGACAUCACUAUUAUUGGUGUGUCUAUGGGUUUACCAGGUUCCCAUUGAUAGUGUGCAAACCACGGCGCACACUCUGGCCGGUCGUCAGUUCAACCACCCGCCAACUGUUCGAUCAAAUGCCUCCAGGGCGUCUACUUUGCCAUUGCAAUUCCCAUCUGCGAGAAAAGCUUCGGCGAGCAAACACAGGUCUUGCAUUUGAAAAUAUCUGAACUGAGAGAUCGAGCACUGAAUGGCAGAGUCUGUGGUGUUUGGAAUCCUAUGCAAAAUUGGAUCAAUAUUGGGGUCACAUCUGACGCAGGCAUUAGUUUCACAUCUGGGGAAGGAGGUAUCAGUUUUAAUUGAGGUUGAAAGCAUUGUAAAGCAAAUUAGAAGUGAGUUUAGGUUGAUGCAAUCUUUCCUGCAAGAUGGCCAAGAAAAAGAAAGCUCCAGCAGGCAGGCUGAAACCUUUCUGCAGGAAGUUCAGCAGAUAGCAUUUGAAGUUGAAGACAUCCUGGAUGAAUUUGUCUAUUAUUUUGGCAGAAAAGAAACCCCAUCUGUGGAAUUGUUGAAGAACUUCUUCAGAAAAUCUGAAAGUGUGAUGCCAUUGCGCAGAAUAGCAGCAGAACUCAAAGAAGUGCAGAAUCGUCUCCAAAAUAUUCGAAACUUGAAACUUCAGUACAAUAUUGACUUAUCUGAAGAAAGUGCCAGCUCCAUCAGGUAUGAAGAUAGCAAAGGUCACACACUCCACCACAUAAUGCAUAAUAAGAAACUUGUCGGUUUUGUAAAUGAGCGACAGAAGCUGCAAGAGUUGCUAAUGGCAAAUGAAAGAUCAUGCUCAAUAAUUUCCAUAUGGGGUAUGGGAGGUUCCGGUAAAACUACUCUUGUCAAAACUGUUUCCGAAAGCAAAGCUAGCAAGAACCGUUUUGAUUGCCAGAUCUGGGUUACCGUGUCUCAAACAUAUGACAUUACUGAAAUAAUGAGGAAGAUUAUACAGUGUGCAUUGAAGGAUACAUGCUCAGCUGACUUAGGAAGCAUGAGUAGUGAAGGCGUAGUGCUGAUGCUCCAGGAGACUUUGCAGGGAAGGACAUACAUGAUGGUCUUGGAUGAUGUGUGGGAUACAAAUGUUUGGUUCAGCUUGGAAGGCUUUCUAGAUGAAAGCAGCAUCAGAAGUAAGGUGGUAAUUACUACUCGCAUAAAUGAUGUUGCUUCUUUGGCAGAAGACAAGCGCCGUCUUCAACUACGAGGAUUAGAUGAGGCAGAGUCUUGGGACCUCUUUUGCAUGUGGGCUUUCCGGCACGGUGAAGAUCAAACAUGUCCUCCUGCAAUGGACCGAGUAGCAAGACAGAUUGUUGGCAGGUGUGAAGGUCUACCGUUGGCUAUAACGGCAGUAGGCAACUUGCUAUCCUUCAAACGGCUGGAUUUGAUGGAGUGGGAGAAAUUCUAUAAUCAACUGAACUGGGAGUUGCACAAUCGCUUGGAUAACCAAGGACUCAGCAUGGUGACUCGACUCCUUGGUUUAAGCUACAAGCAUCUACCGGUCCACUUGAAGAACUGUUUCCUUUUAUGCAGUAUCUUCCCAGAGGACUAUAUGAUACGCGGGAAGCGGCUAUGUAAACUAUUAGUAGUAGAAGGUCUUGUUGAACCAAGAAAAAACAUGACACUGGAGGAGAUUGCAAUGGAGUACAUAGAAAAGCUAGUAGAUCGCUGCCUGCUUCAAGUUGCUCGGAGAAAUAAGCUUGGAAGAGUAUGGGAACUCCAGAUGCAUGACAUUAUCAGGGAGCUGGCAAUUUCAAUAUCCGAAAAGGAAGGAUUCUGCAUGAUACAUAAUAAAGCUCAGAGAUCGGUGGUUGAGUGCGAGCCUCGUCGGUUAUCAAUUCAUGAGAAUUCAGUCAGAGUCCAGCUAAGUAUAAAUGCUUCACGUGUUCGUUCUUUCUAUCAAUUUGAUAUCGAUUGUUCCUCCGUGUCAAAAGUGCAAUGGGUAUCAAGGACUGCUAGGUACCUGAAGGUUCUGGAACUAGGUAGUGUUCCAAUCAGAAAACUGCCGAGAGACAUUGGGAACUUGUUCAAUUUACAUUAUUUAGGAUUAAGACGAACCAAGAUCAAGCAACUUCCUGAAUCGAUUGACAGGCUCCAAAAUCUCCGAACUUUGGACAUCUUCCUUACUGAAAUAGCAAGUCUUCCACGUGGCGUAACCAGGCUAAGGAUGCUACGCCAUCUGAUUGCUGGAAAGGCUGUUGCUUCUUAUUUUGGCCUCGAAGAUGUCUUCACAGGUGUCAAAGUCCCCAAUGGAUUAUGGCGAUCACUGGAUCUAAAUGUCCUCACAGGCAUUUCUGCAAGCAGCAAUUUGGUGGAACAAUUGGCCAGCUUUACACAGCUGAGAUCAUUGAAGUUGACAGACGUAAAAAAUAUCCACUAUACAAAGCUAUUUGCAUCCAUCAGAAAGAUGCAGCUUCUAAAGAACCUUCUUAUUGGAACUGCCAAUAGUGAUGAGUAUGUCAGCUUAGAAGCCCUAGAUCCUGCACCUCAGAACCUUGAAAUACUCUUUGUGAAAGGUAGACUCCAUGAUAGGGUUAUAGGCUCUGACCUAUUUGAGGCAAAUAGGCUAACCCUCAUGGAGUUGACUCUUGAAAAUAGCAGGCUGAGCAUAGAUCCACUUCCAUCACUAUCUAAUUUCUGUAACCUGACCCUUCUUGGUCUGUUCAACCAUUAUAUUGGAGAAACCUUGCUCUUUCAGGCAGAGUGGUUUCCUAAGCUUCAUACACUUACUUUGGCUGAGCUGCAAAAUGUCAGUUCAAUAGUGAUUGAAAAGCAUAGCAUGCCAAAUCUCUAUAACUUUGCUCUCAUCUGCUUGACAAAUUUAGAGGAUUUGCCUGAGGGCAUGGAAUUCCUUGGGUCUGUUGAAGAGCUCAGUUUGGUGGGCAUGCACCAAAAAUUCAUGGAACAUGUACAAGGUUCCUCAAAUGUAAAAGUCAAACACAUUCCUGUAGUUGACUACUUUGAUCAAACCAAAGGGAGGUGGGAUCGACUUUCUCCACUUUAUUUCGAAGGUGAGUCAAAAACCUGUCCACAGCCUGUCCAACAUAGAGUUGAUGCGUUCUUUUGAGCUUCAAUGAUUGAUUCUCUUAAUUUGCAGACGAAGGCACUAAGAAUUGAAAUUAAACACAAGCAAAGAAAAGAUGGAUUACCUGCACUCCGAGCUUAUCCUAUUCCCCACUCAUUUCUACUAGAGAUCUUUCUACUAUGUUCUCUCUAUUGGCAUCCAAAAAUAUUUCUAUGUAUUUUGCCACUCUUACAUUAGUAUCCUUUUGCCAUCUCCA